AUGAGGAUGCUUUGUUCCCUGGAUUUUUCCACAGGAUUCCUUUGGAGCACCUUGAGGAUGAGCAUCAGGACCCCACCCACACUUCUGCAGCUGGCAGCAGAGAGCCUGCUGAGGGACCAGGCCUCGGCCAUCGCAGCUCUGGAGUACCUGCCUGCUGAGCUCUUCCCGCAGCUGUUCACCCUGGCCUUCCACAGUAGACAGCACCAGGUCCUGAAGGCGAUGACACAAACCUGGCCCUUUACUGUCCUCCCUCUGGGGAGCCUGAAACAGCCACUUCCAGUCCAGGUCUUAAAAGCCGUGUUGGAUGGGCUUGACCUUCUGCUUGCCCAGGAAGUUCGCCCCAGGAGGUGCAAACUGCGGGUGCUGGAUCUAAGGGACAGGGAUUCUGACUUCUGGAGAAUGUGGUGUGGAGACAGCACCCAAAAGCGCUCACCAACAGGACCAGUGGCUGUGCACAGGUCCAGCCCCAACAUGGAGCACCCCUUAGCUCCUGUGGAGGUGUUCCUAGACCUUAACUUCAAUGAAGGGGACAGGGAAGAGUUUCUCAUGUACGUCAUCCAAUGGGCCCAGCAGAGGGAAGGGCUGGUACACCUGUGCUGCAAGACGCUGUGGAUUGCUACAGUGCCCUUCCACAGGGUGAGGAAGGUCCUGGAUGUGGUGCAGCUGGAUUGCAUCCAGGAGUUAGUACUGAACUGCACCUGUGACUUGACCACCCUGGAGAUGUUUGCUUUUUAUAUGGGGCAGAUGAAGAACCUGCAGAGACUCUUUCUCUCCCACAUCCAUGUGUUGGUUGAAGAGGAGCAGGAUUGGGGAGAGGAAGGCGAGCAGGAUUGGGAGGAGGAAGAGGAGCAGGAGAGGGAGGAGCAAGAGUUGCAGAUAUCCUUUUCCCAGUUCUUCUCUCAGAUGCUCAGCCCACUGCACCUCUGUGAGCUGGACCUGGAUUCCCCCUCCUUCCUCCAAGGCCAUCUGGACCAGUUGCUCGGGUGCCUGCAGACCCCCUUGGAAAAACUCACCAUAACAAAUUGCCAGAGCCUGACCCAUUCAGACCUGACACACCUGUUCCAGUGCCCGAACCUCAGGCAGCUGAAGUCCCUGCGUCUGUAUUGUGCCAGUCUUGCUGAUUUUAGUCCUGAGCCUCUCCGAGCUCUGCUGGAGGCAGUGGCACCCACCCUCCAGGUCCUGGGCCUUGAUAACUGUGCCAUGGUGGACUCUCAAGUCGAGGCCAUCCUGCCUGUCCUGAGCUGCUGUCACCAGCUCAGUUUCUUCACCAUCUCUCAGAACCGCCUGUCCUUGGCCACCGUGGGGAAGCUGCUGCGUCACACAGCUGGGCUGCGCAGCUUAGAGCUGGAGCUGUACCCCGUCCCCCAGGAGUGUUACACGACCCAGGGCACUGUCAAGCAAGAGAGGCUUGCCCUGGUCCGGGCUGAGCUGACGGGAAUACUGAGGGAGUUAGGAAAGACCAGGAUGAUCCUACUUGCCGCCAAGCACAGAGGCCACAGGGAGGUUUAUGCUGUGCCCCUGUAA
This is a messenger RNA of Pipistrellus kuhlii (Kuhl's pipistrelle), 1524 nucleotides long. RefSeq names its product PRAME family member 12-like. Gene Ontology annotation, cellular component: cytoplasm. The transcript has 3 exons. Lineage: Eukaryota; Metazoa; Chordata; Mammalia; Chiroptera; Vespertilionidae. The record is from RefSeq and is a predicted model, not a curated record. Gene Ontology annotation, biological process: positive regulation of cell population proliferation; negative regulation of apoptotic process; negative regulation of cell differentiation. Bases 1 to 1524 code for a protein of 507 amino acids.